Messenger RNA from Filobasidium floriforme, 1002 nucleotides. RefSeq lists its product as uncharacterized. The record is from RefSeq and is a predicted model, not a curated record. Bases 1 to 1002 code for a protein of 333 amino acids. Lineage: Eukaryota; Fungi; Basidiomycota; Tremellomycetes; Filobasidiales; Filobasidiaceae. The transcript has 2 exons.
AUGGCGGCAUCUACGACCACGACUACGACCGACUUUGAGAGCUUCGAGCGGCUCAACAACGAAUUCUCUGCUCUGAUCGACAGCAUGAUCCCUCGAGAUUUUGGAGCUUCGAGUGGCAAAAAUGCAUCUUCGAGUACGAUAGAGACGGCCGACGAGAUCAUCGAUCGGAAUCGAGCGUUGAGAAAGGGGGAACGACAUAGGAAAAUCAUCUCGGGUGGUACAGCAGGCCCAGAGUCGGUCACCUCGAAUGCCGUCUCGGCAUCUACUCUACCGUUAGCAAACGCUCUCAAACGGAGACAUGGCGCCGAGCCAUCUGCGUCCACCUCGGGAACCAUAUCCGCUGGCAACGCAUCUCAACAGAACGUGCCCGCAGGAUAUGAUGAUGAUGAUGACGAAGAGGAAAGCCGGACGAGGGUGGUCACCAAGAAGAGCAAAUUGUCACGAGAUGCCUUUGCGACCAAGAAGCAGACUGGGAAGGUCAAGGCCAAGCCGGUAGCACCACUACCGAUGAACGGCAAGGUCAAGCAGACGGCAGAAGGAGGAGGAACCUCUGGGAAGGCGAUGAAGUUGUCCAACGAUCUAAAUACGAGCGAGACGGCACCGUCAACAUCGAAGUCGGAAUUCAACCCAGAAUCUCGAUUCGAGCUCCCAAGCACCCCUACCCAUCAUAACCCUUUCAAACUCUCUUACACGCAAACACCAUCGACUCCAUUCUCCAUGCUACAGCCCGGUAUCAACAACAUCUUCUCCACAAUACCCUCGGAAACACCAAGGAUCCCCACCACUCCCACAUCUAAAACUGCAAAUCAAAAUCCCUCAACACCGCUAACACCCGCCAACGACCCAGCUAGAGAGAGAACGGGGAUGACCCCUCCUCCUGAUUUGCAUGGAAAGGAGAGGAAACGGUGGAGAAAGAAGAUGAAGAAGAUGCAGGCGAAGAAGGACGGGGUAGACAAGGGAGGAGAUGGCGAUGGGGACGAAAACGAGGGUGAUGAGGACUAG